UUUUAAUACAGUUGAGAGAGCAGGAGUCAACUAAGAAAGAGCCUUUGAACUUGUGGAGAGUGAAGUACCAGGGAACAAAGAACAACAAGGAACUCUGUCGCUGUCGUGUUCAAGAGUUGCCUCUCCUUCAAAGAAAUCUCCUCCUUGUUCACUGAAGUCUAAAGUCAAGUGUCUUUUCGGUACGUCCCCCCGACCUCGGAUCCGUUUUGCCAAGGAAAAGUUUGCUCAUGGUAAAGAGGUGAACCACAUUAAAGGGAAUGUCAUCACCAGAAAACUUAGAACAUGUCCCACCCGAGGCCAUGGCUGAGCUGCGUGAGCUUCUCACCCAGAAAGCAGCUGAUCUGUUCUCACUUUGCGAUCAAGAGGACAAGGGAUUCGUGACCAAAAGGGACAUGCAACGGAUGCGGGGCGAGCUGCCAAUGGAACCUGAGCAACUGGAGGCGGUCUUCGAUACGCUGGAUGUGGACAAAAAUGGAUAUCUCACUUUGGAGGAGUUUCGAGAAGGUUUUGAUGAGUUUUUGGGCUUGGAACAACACCAGUUCGUGAAGGAAGAGCAUGGGUGCUCGCUCGGAUCGAGAGAACAUGGCUCUCCGCCCCUUUUCAAGAUGGAGCGAGAUGAUGAGGAUGAUGAGAAUGAAGUUGAUCCCUUGCCAAAGGAUGACGAGGAAGAAUUUAACGAUGUCUUGAGUGAAUUGGGGCUGCUCGGUCUGAUUGAGGAUGACACGUCUCUUCGCUCCAUGUGGCUGAACCUGAAACGGGAUAAUGAUCCGGUCCUAAUGACGAACUUUGAAGACUUUCUGUCGAAAUUAUCCGCGGACUUGGGCCGAAAAACCUCUGACAAAGCAAACUUGGAAAACAAUCUGAGAUCGAGACAGUUGCUCCAAGAGGAGCACAUCCAGGGACUCUAUGAAGAGAUGGAACAACAGAUUGGAAAAGAGAGGAAAAAGAUCCAAGAGGAAGAGGAGCGAAAGGAGCAAAAAAUGCGGGAAGAGCUCGAAGCCACGCUUCACAUGAAAGACCAACAACUAAUGGAUGUCAUGCACAAGAUGGAACACUAUCAGAGCCAAUUGGAGCAAGUGAAAAAGGCGGUUCCCGAUAUGAAAGUCGAGAACGUUCACUUGUCAAAAGAACGAGAUCGACUCCAAAGCGAUCUUGAGAGAGAGCGAAUCCUCAUGAAAGAUUUACAUGACCAAAUGGAGGAAUUGCGGAGUCAGACCCAAACGGAACGCAAGGCCAGAGCUAAGGCGGCCUUCAAGGUCAGUGAGAACAUUGCUCAAGAGCGUGAAGGACUCGUACAACAACUGGAUUUGAUGAAGACGCUAAAUAACAAAAUGCUGGAUGAUCAGGACCAAUACGUUCUGGCCGAACGAACCAUGAAUAAAACACAGCCCAAUGAUAACUUAAAGGACGAGUUGGAUUUCUUUCCAGACGCAAAAGACCACUACUAUGGGUACCAGGAUAACAAGGAAGCCCCCGAUUUCCACUUCCCCAAAGUGUUGUCGACGUCAGGCUCUGUCAAUGACAUCGAGUAUGAUGAGGAAUACUUUGAGAAAUCCUCGGGCCAUGGCACUCAAUCUGAUUACGAAAGUCCAACCCAUAAAGGGCCCAUACCCUUGAGAAGGCCCCGUUUCGGACGGUUUCAUUCGGCUACUGACGCACCUGGCGAUAACAUCAGCUUAAUGGAUGAGUUGGCACAGAUUACUGACGGCAAUGUUCAUCAGAGAAGUCCCGCCCUAACAACUUUCCGUGAGCAUGGAGAUCACAGUCCUCCGAGGCCCUGCCCGAGUCAGUCGUCGUUAAAGUCGGCGCAGCGAUCUUUACGGACCCAUUCUGUCCCUGAUUGUCGUUAUAAAUCGAGUUUGGGGGCGUUCAAUGCUAAUCAUCCGGGAGAGAUGUCGUCCUACAUGGAAAGUACGACAUCGGGUCCGGGGCCAGAGUCCUAUGGGGAUAGUGAAUUGACCUCACUGAAUACCAGGUCCUCCGACUUUGUGGGUCACCAUCAUCAUCAUCAUCAUCACCCUCACCCUCACAGCGAUCGUUACCGUCAGUAUGUCGUACCAUUAAGUCAAAUGAGCAAAUUGACCACUUCUGAAGGGUAUGAAGUGAUGAGGAAUCCCGAGCGCGUCUACAAGGUCAUCUUUAUAGGAGAUUCCAGCGUUGGCAAGUCUUCCCUAAUCACCCGGUUCUGCAGUGGAAAGUUUCAGCCGGGUCUCAAGUCCACCAUUGGAGUGGAUUUCCAUACACGUUCCAUUUUGGUCGAGGACCAGUCCGUGUGCCUGCAGUGCUGGGACACAGCUGGACAAGAGAGAUAUCGGGCCAUUACCAGGCAAUAUUUCCGAAAAACCGACGCAGUCAUCGUAGUUUAUGAUAUCACUUCGGAAAAGUCCUUUUUAAAUGCCCGUGAGUGGCUGGACAGCGCCGUUGAAGGGGCCGAUGAGGCCAUUCUCUUGCUCGUUGGGAACAAGCUGGACUUGGCCCAGGAUGACUUGCUGCGGCGAGUGCGGAAAACACAGGGCCUAAAACUGGCCGAGCAAUACGCCUCCCAGUUUGGGGAAGUGAGUGCGGCUAAUGGAAGCAAUGUGGAGGACACACUCACUGACUUAGCUAAAGCCCUUUUGCAACGAGAAGACCAGAAUAUGCAAAACGCGCUCAACCUGAUUCUCCACGAAGAGCCCAAAAAGAAGAGAGGAUGUUGCAAAUAGGCUCAUUUGACGCACCGCGACAGAGAGCUACCUACUACAGUACUACUACUAUCAUGAUGAACAUUCUGAUUAAACUUUUUUUCAUAUUA
Messenger RNA from Tigriopus californicus, 2791 nucleotides. Its product is annotated as EF-hand calcium-binding domain-containing protein 4B-like. Gene Ontology annotation, molecular function: GTPase activity; calcium ion binding; GTP binding. The coding region runs from base 258 to 2702 and encodes 814 amino acids. NCBI's taxonomy places the organism in Eukaryota, Metazoa, Arthropoda, Copepoda, Harpacticoida, Harpacticidae. The record is from RefSeq and is a predicted model, not a curated record. The transcript has 2 exons.